Paramuricea clavata is the source of this 6629-nucleotide messenger RNA. NCBI's taxonomy places the organism in Eukaryota, Metazoa, Cnidaria, Anthozoa, Malacalcyonacea, Plexauridae. The record is from the annotation of a GenBank genome assembly.
AUUAAUUUUGUUUUUUUAGGUUUGUGUUUAAUUCAAAUAGUAUUGCGAGAACAAGGAACAUUGUCGGGCAAGAGGAAGGCAGGUUUGGUCGUUGGUGCGGUGUAUGUUGUAAUAGGGACUUUCUUAUUUGCACAAACUGUGACACAGGCGUUAAUGGACGAUAUAGAAAAUACAUCUUAAUUAAUUGACAAUCAAUACAUUUAUUUUUAAUGAUGGUCUCAAUGAAGGAAUUGAGGAAAUUUAAUACCCUAUGAAUUAUUAUAGAGUGAUUAAAUUUGGAUAGCAAUUAUUUUACCCCAAUGGAUAAAGUCCAGUCGGACCCAGAGAGUUCGACCCAAUAUCCACAUAUCAACAUUUGGUGACGAGAUAUACAAACGCUCGCUUAGAGAGGACUUGGAAAUGCGCUUUUGAUUUUGUACGCCAGUCAACCACAUGAACAAAAUGUACAUUUUAUGGAAAUUUAAAAUAUAUAAAAAUGUUUUGCAAUACUAAAAUUUUGUAAAUAUGCACAGGUAAUGCCGUAAUGGCUAAAAUUAAGAGUUGAACGAGAGGGUGGUCUUAAGAUAAUUCAAAAUUUGAACUCAGACUGUUAGUCUCAGAGGGCUAAAGUUUGUUUUAGUGUAGGAUUACAGUUGAUUUCACGAAACUUUGGCCGCUCCGAAACUUCCGAAUUUGAUUGGCCGGCUUUCAAUCAACUUGAUGAGCUCGUGUUUAUUGUUCCCAAAUUCCCAACCAACCUCGCAAAGUUUCGUGAAAUCAACUGUAAUGUUAGGGUUGACAUUCAGGCUCAUUUCAGGUAAGGUUUAGGAAUGUUAUAAGUACAUGGUUGCUGAUUCCGGUCUGUUGUGUUUUAUUACAUGUAAAACUAAAAAGAUCUUACAGUAAAAAAUAUCUUGAAAUCUCGCAAGAGAAUCCCAGUGUACCACUAUCCAGUUUUCUUUCCUUCUAUAAAGAUCAGUGCACCUGCAUCAAAUUGCAUCCUGUUCGCAGGCUACUUUAGAAUACAGAAUUAGAAUUUGCGAUCGUACCAUUUGCAAAUACAGAAAUACAGUACUGGUAUUCCUUGAACAAAAAUGAGGAAAUAAUUAGCUAUUUCUUUUUUAAACCAUCAAACACCAUAAAAGCUAUAGCUAGACUAACAGAAGAGAUAUGGGGAAAAACGACAAACCAAAAUUUAUGAAAUCUAAAGUCGCAACGAGCGAAGAAUCGAAGAUCAGUCCGAGACAGCCGAGUCAAUAUGGAGGUUUAUCAUCCGGCAGCAUACAGAUAACAGACAUUAGCGAUGAUCAUGUUCUAACCUCGGAGUCUUCAGGGGAGAAUUCAAGGACGCAGGUCCAUGGACUGCCAUUACAUAGGGCAGUUGUGGUUGUUGCAAAUGCGGCUCUUGGCGCAGGCAUGUUAAACUUUCCGCAGGCAUAUGACAAGAGCGGUGGAUUGGUGAAUGCUUUGACAGUUCAGACUGUAAGUUCAUGGGUAUAGGCUGUUGAGCAUCAGUCAUUGGUGGGAAAAUGGUGGGGAGGGGUUUAAUUAACUGACUCUUCCACAGUUAUUGAAAUAGCUGCGAAUAUAAAUUGUGCAAUGAUGCUUGGACGUGAUCUAACUUGCACAGUGGGACAAAAAUAUGCCUUUGGUACCAGUAUGAUUCAGCAUAUGAUUCAGUACUAUUCAGAAUACUCCAGAUUUUUAAAAUAUUUGAGGGUUUCAUGUAUCCCAUCCUGACACCAUGUAAUAAUGUGUCUACCCAGACAGACGCCAUGUUGAGUCUAUCAUCAACUACCUAAUUGUCCCCUACAUGUAUAUGUAUCCAUUAUGUCAUAACUACUUGAUGUCAAUCAUCUACUUUAUAAAUAUCACAGAUGACAGUACAUAUAUUUAUCAUAAUUACAAAGCUUUUGAUCCAUAAGCCCAUACAGAUCUUCAUCAGUGCUAAUACGCUGAUUGAUCAGUGAUGCUAAUAGAUAACUUAACAUCUAAGACAUCGACGUCAUCUAGGACUGUAGGACAUAAGGGCUGAGCAGAGGACUAGGAUGUCAUGAAUCCAAAAUAAAUAAACAUCCAUUUAGGAUACACAACAUCGACCUUUAAAUUAUAGAAUAAUAUUUACAUCCUUUUGAAAAUGAAUUUUAAAGAGAUGCAUGUCUGAAUACUUUCCAGUUUGUUAUGCUCUUGUAUCCAUGAUGGCAAAACUCUUGUUGUGAAGUUGUCAAUGUUUGGUGGAUGAUGAGCAACUGAAAGAGACGCAUGCACACUUCAGAAAAUAUUGCCAAUUUACUUCAGCUUGCCAUCCUAGAUGUUUGGCGUCCUAGAUGUUUGACGUCAUAGAUCUUAAUUUUAGGACAAUGUCCUAAUCCCAGUUCUCUGCUAGAGCUGAUGUUGAUGUCGUAGAUGCUAUCUAAUAGAAGUGGGGGGGGGGGGGGAGGAAAGAAUGGCCUGCACGAUGCAACUACCUGUAAAAUAGAACAAAGAUUACAAAUUUAAAAUUAUGGUUUUGUUCCAGAACAUUGGUUGAAUUGUUCCAAAGCAAGCAAUGGAGUAGUUUGUGUUAUGCAUGUUGCUAUCAAAAGAUUUUAACCCAGUGGUGUGCAUUAGACUCUCCCCUUAACAAUUAACGUCAUCUGGCAUAAUUAGACAAAGUAAUACAAUAAAGUUGGGUCCAUUUAAGAACAUAUUUGCAGCUCAAUGGGUUAAGUGAAAUCAUUAAACAUUUUUCUAGUGCCUCGUCCUACUAAUAAUAGGAUCAUUUUUCAUCCUGGGUUAUUGUGGAAGGCUCCGUCGGACUGCAAACUACCAGGAUACAAUUCGAGAUUUUUGUGGACCAAUUGCACAAGUUAUUUGUCAAAUUAAUGUUGUUCUGUAUAUGUUUGGAUGUAAUGUUACGCAUAUGAUAUUGAUUGGUGACCAGCUCACAAAAGGUAGUGCUAGCAAAUCUUUCAUUUCCUAGUUACUUUCUCAAACUCAUAUUAUGCAUUUCUGUAUUAAGAUGGACACCUUUCUCAUACAGACAUUUAUCUUUAAUUAAAGAAAUUAAUUUUCUUUUUUUGAUAAAUUCCUUCUCUUACAGUAAUCGAUCAUUCAGGCUGGUAUUUUGACAGGAAAAUUGUAAUUACUGUUGUUUGUUGUGCGUUUAUCUUACCAUUAUGCAUCCCAGAAAAACUCAAAGUGGUAAGUUAUUCCAGGUAAAUACAAACAAUUUUAAAUUUCUAAUAAUUUAGUAAUCCAUUUUGAUGACUAAACAAUGUGGCAAGAAGGUGGGGGCAUGGGGUACGUAUUUGGGCAACCCUGCCUCCUACAAAACAUACCUGAUGAAUUAUUAUAUCUGUAGCCUUAUUGGUGGUAUUGGUGCGGUGUUUGUUUGCUGUAUAGUGGUGUCACGGUACUAUACUGGUGGCUACUCUCCCGGUGAAGGUGCAAGGUACUGUAAGAAAUGUCUUGUUCGACUGUUUGCUGUUUGUCUUUAGAAAAAUAUUAAAUAAGUAACAGGUAAAAUCAUCAGAACUUUCUUAUUCUAUUACAGUAAUAGUUCAUGGUCAAGUACUCAAAUUUUCGCAGCUGUGCCAGUAAUUUGCUUUGGUUUUCAGGUGAGGUAUUGCAAUUGAUAAUCUUUUUAAUCAAUGCACUCAUCACACUCUUAUUUACAAUAUAAGAGCCUUGUUUUUAAUUAUGGGUAUAUCUAUCUGCAUGAACUUGGGCUAGGAAAAUAUAUAUUGUUUGACUUGUGUGAUGAUUUUCCUGACACAGUUGAGUCAUACCGAGACAGUCGGUCAUGCCUCUAUGUAUGGCAGUAGACUAGCUAACUAUUAUGAAGAGCAAGGCAUAAUUUAAGUUUGUAUUGUAAGGCAUGGUCUGUUUUCAGAACAAACCUAAUUAGUACAGAUUGUGCUAUUAUAUCUAGUUUGUUUGGAUAGUUUGCACAAUCCAUCAGACAAAUGGUUGAACUAUUAGACUUGACUGAUAGUCUAUAUUCAGUAUAAAUAAGGCCAAAAAUAUAACCAAGAUGUACUGUAUGCACCAUUUUGUGACAUCAUAUUUGCAUUGUCAAGCACAGGAGAUAUGGAACCAUUUAACCAAUGUAUUAAAUUUAGUGUCAUGUAACGGCAGUAGCAGUAUAUGCAGAACUACGGCGGCCCACCUUAACAAGAUUUGGUCUGGUCACUUUUCUUGCAACUCUCAUAUGCACCGUACUUUACUCCCUGACGGGUAGCUAUGGAUAUCUGACAUUCAAACAUCACGUGAACAGUGAUGUCUUGGUGAAUUAUCGUCAUGAUGAUGGCGUGGCAACAUCAGCAAGAGUUUUCAUUGUCAUUGUUGUGUUUAGUACUUUUGCAAUUUGUCAGUUUGUUGGAAGGUAUGUCUGGUCCAGCAUUACUGAAAACAAAGGGAAUAGAAACAAUUCCAAACUAAUGCAGUAUUGUGUGAACGGUGUCUAACCAAGCAAUUUGUCUGUAUUCCAGAUCGGCAAUAAUUGGUCUGUGGUUAAAAAUGAGAAAGCUCACGGCAGCCCAGGUGGAAGAUUACAAGAACAAACGCCGCGUGAUUACGUCAUUAAUAUGGUUCUUCAGCAGCCUGGGCAUUGCAGUCAUUGUUCCAAAUAUAGCAGAGGCUAUUGCCAUUGUCGGUGCGUUAGCUGCGCAUUUUAUUUUCACAUUUCCAGGUAAGGAAUUUUGUCAUCUCCCUCCCCCCUGGUUUCUGUAGAUUUCAGCAGGUGGCAGAUGAGAAUCUAUGACUAUCAGGGGGUACUUGUAAGAAGCUACUUCUUUAAUAGCCAGUUAUGGAUCCAGCUAGAUCUCGUAGAGGGGGACAGGGAGGGGUGCUCGUCGAGCCUUUGGUCAUGGUUCAGGUUGCUACCGUUGAUCAACUGUUGACUAUAAUUAACUGUGUAACUCACACAAAACAAGGAUACAAAUUCCCAUACUGACAGGGUUCUUUAAUUUAAUCCAGGCCCAGAAUUACUGACCGGAAUUUGCUUGCACUAUAUAUGAAUAAACAAAUCAAUGAAGAAAUUAAUCAUCUCUUGUAGGGCUUUGUCUUAUUCAAUUAAUGUUACAAGACGGGCGUACAAUGGAAGCGAAAAGAAAGAUAGGCCUAACAAUAGGUAUUACAUACGUUGUCAUUGGUAUGUUUUUGUUUGGUGUGACUGUCACUGCAGCGUUAAUGACAGAUAUCGAAGGCAAAUAUCUUGCUUAGCAGUAUUUUCAUUGUUAUUUUAUACUUACGUAUAGAAAUUUCCCGCAUUGGCUCGAGUGCACGUCUCCCAAAAAAAAUGGGACUACACACGAAAAAAUCUCGCAACUUGUCAACAAGAUGUGUUCGCAACAGGCUUGUAGCAAGCUUGUCAACAAGUUGCAACAAUGCUGCUAUUUUAUCAAGUUGCUACGAGGUUGUCGCUCGCAACUUGUUGACAAGUUGCUGAAUUGCAGGACGAUAACAAGUUGUUGUAACAACUUGUAACAAGUCUGUUGAACUCAACAACCUUGUAGCAAGUUGCGAACAAGUCGCUGACAACUCGUCAACAAGCUGGGAACAAGCAGUGCGAACACAUCCUGUUGACAAGUUGUUGGAACAGAAUUGCUACAAGUCUGCUGCAGGUUUGUUACAACUUGUGCGUUUUCACGUGUGUAGCUGUGUUCGAUAUACGAAACACGUGUUUAUACGCCAUUGCUAUUCCAUUCACUUACAUGAGCAUAUAUACAUUGAAAUUAUUAAGUAUUAGGCCAGGGUAAGAGUUAAUUUGUUGACCCACAAUUUGUGGUAGGGGUUAUACCAGUGGCGAAGCUAGCCAUCUAAAUUAGCCAUUCCGAAGUUGAUGAGAGCACUGGGGACGAAUGUUAAAAAGCGCCCAAGUUAAGAAAUCAAAGUUUGAAGACAUUUACAUGAAUACCCUUCGAAUAAUAAGCUUUCGAAAAUCGCGGUAUUUCAACUAAUGAAAUGUGCUGUAAUUUUUGUUUUUUGGGACGCGCGUCUCAAAAACAAUCUUUUAAUCAGUAAUUUCGCAAUUUUCGAAAGCUUAUUAUUCGAAGGGUAUUUAUGUAAACGUCUUCAAACUUUGUGUACUUACUAAUUUUGAGGUGGUCUUUUUAGUCAUUUGGUUGGGCACUUUUUAACACUCGUCCCCAGUACACUCAUCAACUUCGGAAUGGCUAAUAGGUUAAAGACAAUACCUUUCUAAAGCCAGUAAAGGUUUGGAUAGUGCCACUCAUUAAAAAUUUGCAUAGUUACUAUGGUUAUAGGAUUGCAUAGUUACUAUGGUUAUAGGUUACUGGGCUAUAGGAUUAAUUUUUUACGGCAACGUACCUACAAUAUCAGAUACUUGCAUCACAUUUGGUUGGAAGGUGGAGUGAACGGUUUGUUCAGGGUUAAGCCUUAAGGCCCGUCCAUCCAACAAUCUUGGAUGCAACAUUGACAUUGUUGACCCCGUUUGAACACUAUCACUAUGUUGGCUGAUCUUGGAUCGAGUUUAUAUAGUUUAAAGUGGACAAACUUGCAUGUCGGACUAAUUUUUGAUCUUGGCAAAAAAAAGUAAAUUCCCGUAAAGAACUUAUUAAAAUUAGUAAAAUUGCAAAAUUUGGUCACGAAAUGUUGUAAAAUACGGAAAACAUAGCCUUGCGAAGUUUGCAUAUUUUGUAUGUACA